ACCCCGCCCCUAAACCGACACGCCUAAACAAGAUGGCUGCUAAUGCAACACAUUUGCUCUCCGAUUCCCUCAUUGCUCAGCUCCUUGAAAUGGGGUUUGAUCAAGAGUCCAUCAGAGCCUGCGAGACUGCUCUGACUUCUUCUGGUUCUCCCAUUACUCUACAGUCUGCCACUGACUGGAUUCUGCAGCGCCAGAUGCCUCAUACUGGAUCCCAGACUCAAGCAGGACCAACACUAAGACUAGGAGGAGGAGGAGGUAAUGCACAAGACAAGGCGUCUAGUGCAACUACUGGUGCAACAGAAGGGGGAGGAGUUUCAAGUAUCAGUCGUCCAAUGUCUUCUGGAUCUGCUCUUGAUUAUUCUGUUCCUCUGAGAAGCAGGUAUGAUUUAUCUGAUGAGAAGAGAAAGAAAAAGGAGGAAUUUCUGAUGAAGGAGAGAGACGACGCAUUAAAGAAAGCAAGAGAGAGGAAAGUCGAUGAAAUGAGAGCAAAAGCAAUUGUCCUGCAGCAAAUCGAGGAGGACAAGCAAAGAAGGGCAAAUAAGGCUUUGGGCUCUUCCAGGUCUUCCACAACUCCUACGACUCCAGUGUCUAGUUCACCACUGACUGCCCCUAGUCCUACAGCAGCUACCACUGGCUCAGCACAGCAAUGCAGAGUACAGGUACGUCUGCCUAACGGGAGUGUUCUUCGUCAUUCUUUUCCCUCUGAAUCAGCUCUAAGCGAUGUUAGUAAAUUUAUUGCUGACACCCAUCCAUCACUUGCAAAUAUUCAGCUAGUCCAGCCCUUCCCUCAUAAGGAGUUCACAGUGGAAGAGCACUCACAGUCUUUGCUUAGCUUGGGUCUCUGUCCUUCUGCUUCUCUCGUCGUUAGCAAGAAACCCACACAAGCCUCACUAAAUCCACCUGCUGAUGUUGAAAUGCCAGAGUCAGUUGACCCUGGGAAAGAGAGAGAUCAAGAUGAUGAUGAUGAUGAUGAUGAUGAUGAUGAUGAUGAUGAUGAUGAUGAUGAUGAUGAUGAUGAUGAUGAUGAUAUGGAAGAAGGAGAAAAUCCUCAUAUAUUGCCACACCCACAUCCUGGUGGAAUACCAGGCCGCCUCCCACCUCACCCAUUUCCACCUGGUAGAGGCUUGCCUUUCCCUCCUUUGCAACCUGGUCGUGGGAUGGUUUUUGAGGGCGAAGGUCAUAGACUCGGUGGUAGUGAGGCUCCAAUGAGGUUUGGAGACCCACAGGCCAUGAGCAAACAUGUGACCGAUACAGCUCGACUAGCAGCAGAAAAGAGAGCCCAGACCAUUGCAAAGAUGGCUCCAGUCAACAAAAGUCGUGCGUCACAUGUCAUUCCUUCGCUAGAGAUGCUGUGUAUAAAAGUGUUGGAGAAGUGGAGCAGUGUUGAUCUCCUCCCUAAUUGCUCUCAUGUUCCUCCUAGGACUGCUCAAAGGCUUCUGACCGCUCUUGCCAGGGCCAAGCAGCUACAUCCAAAGACGCUCAACAUGUUCUUAAAAUGUCCUAUACAGUCAUUAGUACUUGAUAAUUAUUGUUAUGCUACAAACCAGUUACUGGAUAUGGUCAAGUAUUUUCCUAGUAUUACUCAUCUAAGUCUUGUGUCGUGUAAUCUCAUCACUGAUAAAUCCUUGAUGCAGUUAUUACCAUAUCUGCCUAAUCUAUCGUUUCUAAAUCUCAAUGAAUGUCAGCAAAUAUCAGACGAAAGUUUUCAAAAUUUCAAAAGUUUUAGUAGUAUCGCUGUACUCCGGCUAGCAUUUCUAAAGCUCACUGACACUGGACUCAUGUACCUCCUCCGAUCUCCUCUCCCUUCACUUCAAGAAUUAGACGUCUCUUACACUUUAGUAUCUUCAAAAGGUAUCACAAGAUUGGGACAACAGGCACCUGGCUUGAGAAUUUUGAAUAUAGAAUCCACUACAGUUUCUGACCUAUCUCCAUUAUCAUCACUGGAGCAGUUGCAUUCUCUCAAUCUCUCACGCUGUCCGAUAGAAGGGAACGUGGGACCACUGGCUCACUCCACUGCCUUAUCCUCUCUCAAUCUCUCUCACAUUCCUGUCGACUGUCAGCAGCUAAAGCUUUUGGCUGGUCUCAAGUUAACCUCAUUCAUAUUGCCCGAAAGAAGUGGAUUUUUCGAUCAGCACAUGCUCACUAUUUCAAGCUUUCCUCUUACUAGCCUUGAUUUGACUGGAUAUCGUAACAUCACUGAUUAUGGUGUUCGUUGCUUGAGUCAAAUGAAAUGUCUGUCACAAUUGUUUCUUGGGCGUACUAGACUAACAGAUGAAGGAAUGAAUUAUAUCAAAGAGCUGACUAACUUGAGGCAGCUGUCACUUGACAAUACUGGCAUUACAGACAAUGGGAUGAUGUGCAUUUCUGGUUUGGUUGACUUGGAAGAUUUGAGUCUUUCCGACACAAGGCUGACCAGUCAGUUUAUAUUGGACGGUGCUGUGGCUAGACUACUCAGGCUUCAGAAGCUAAACCUUGUCAGGACAUCUGUGGAUGACAAAGGAUUACUGAGACUCGGUCUCCCUUCAUUAAUAAUGUUAAAUAUUGACUGGACCUGUGCUACUGAAGGAGUAACCAUUGAACUCUUAAGAGACAAUGGCUGUCCUAGAUUAGAAACAUUAAGGAAUAGCAACAUAGGACAACUGUUACCCUCAGAACCUGCUCAGGUACCCCCUCCUCCUCCUCCUCCUCAAGAUUAUGAUGAGCUUGAGAGCGAUGAUGAAGACAGGUAGCUCAUUAUUAUAUUUAGAGCUGAUCAUAAGAGAAUAAUCAUUGUUAUUAUUAUUAUUAUUAUCACUAUUAUAUUAAUCAUUAUUAUGAACAAUUGAAUAUUGUGAUUUAUUUUAAAAUAAAGUCAGUCAAUCGUUCCAAAUUA
Messenger RNA from Amphimedon queenslandica, 2872 nucleotides. RefSeq lists its product as uncharacterized. Gene Ontology annotation, biological process: SCF-dependent proteasomal ubiquitin-dependent protein catabolic process. The record is from RefSeq and is a predicted model, not a curated record. The transcript is spliced from 24 exons. Gene Ontology annotation, molecular function: protein binding. Bases 33 to 2729 code for a protein of 898 amino acids. Gene Ontology annotation, cellular component: SCF ubiquitin ligase complex. Lineage: Eukaryota; Metazoa; Porifera; Demospongiae; Haplosclerida; Niphatidae.